UGUUUUUUUCCUUGGGUUGGACUAUGCACACUUUGCUCUAGAGUAGCUUUCUUCAACCCAAAGUAAAUAAAAAGCAAAUAAAUAAAUAAACAAAGAAAAAGUAAUAAAAGGAAAAAAAACAGGGGGAAAAAGGAAAUGCAUAGCAAUCAGGGAGUCCUUUGAACAGCAUCCUUAUCCUUUGCUCAAAAAAAAGACUCGCAGUGUUAACUUUUUCUCCUAGAAAGAUAAAGGUUUCACUGAUCUUGGCAUGAAUAAUAUAUAAUUCUUUAUUAUGUGCUUAAAAAUUUAAUUGGUGUCAUGUGGCUUGCAGGUCAAUAUUGUAUGCCAGAGGAAGGUGUUGAGUUGACACCAAAUACAGAGCUGUUAAAUACACAAGAAAUUAUAACGUUGGCAAGACUGUUUGUCAAGGAGGGUGUUAAGAAAAUCAGACUCACUGGAGGUGAACCAUUGGUGCGAAAAGACAUUGUAGAGCUUUGUGGUAAGAUAUUUAUUAUUUUUAUGUUGUGUGACCAGGCUGUAGAUGUGCGGUUUAUAGAAUACAUGCCGUUUGAUGGGAACAAAUGGAACUUCAACAAAUUUGUUCCAUACACUGAAUUGCUAGAAAGUAUCUCUGCAAGAUGGCCCGAUGUAGAGAGGAUGUCAGACCAGCCUAAUGAUACUUCAAAGGCAUACAAGGUUCCAGGUUUUACAGGUCAAGUUGGUUUUAUCACAUCUAUGAGUGAACACUUUUGUGGAAGCUGUAACAGGCUUCGCAUCACAGCAGAUGGCAACUUAAAGGUGUGUCUGUUUGGUAAUUCUGAAGUAUCAUUACGAGAUUCUCUGAGAGCAGGAACCAGUGAGGACGAGCUGUUAGAAAUCAUAGGUGCUGCAGUGGGAAGGAAGAAGAAACAGCAUGCAGGAAUGUUCAACAUUGCUAAACAAAAGAAUCGUCCCAUGAUUUUGAUUGGUGGAUGAAGGAAAUGCAGGAACACUGUCUUACUGGAUUACCAAUGUCUAUCUUUUUCCACAUUGUCCCAUGAGCUUGAAGACAAGUUGAUGAUCUUUGGAUGGAGUAGUACUUAUUUCCACAAAUGUAUAAUGUUUAAACUAGCCCACAUGGAGACAUCUCCCAUUUCUGUUGCUUUCCUUCUUUUCUGCAAAGCAAGGAAAUGGAGACAUCUGUUUACAUGAUGGUGUUAAUGAAAAGCCAAUUUGGAAAACCAUUAUAAUUAAAUCAAACAAUUUUUUUUUUUUUUUCAGCAACACUGUCCUUGUUGAUCAAGCAAAUUUCUCAUGAUUUCCAUUAAAAAAUGGGUGAUAAUAAUUAUAUCAGUUUAUUACUGUCAAUAUUUUAGAGAUUUAUGGAAAAAUGGGACAGAGGACAUAAUGCUAGUUAUAUAUCUUACGAGUGACAAAAAUUAAUAUUGUACAUGUAGGUAAAACUAGUUGGCUCAUUUAGUCACUGUAAAUAGUAGGAUGUCAAUGAAUGUAAAAUUAGAACUUUGUCAGUGAGACAAACAAAAUGUUACAAGAAUAUUGAAAAAAAAUGAAUGUACGGACAUAUUAUAACAAAGGAUUUUUUACUUUUGUACAAAAAAAAUUGACUUUAAUUUUUUUGCAAGUGGAAGUAUUUUUACUGUAAUACAAAUGUCUUUACACACAUACAUGUAUAGGUUAUAUAUGUUAAUCGCUCAUCGUCAUACAGCCAACGUACUUCUUAAAACCAACGUGAAAACAUGAAAAUUAUAAUAUAUAAAAGAUUCAGUAGGGAGAAAUUAAAAUUUGAAGUAAUGAGGUUGAA
Molecule: messenger RNA, 1780 nt
Organism: Orbicella faveolata
Lineage: Eukaryota; Metazoa; Cnidaria; Anthozoa; Scleractinia; Merulinidae
Product: molybdenum cofactor biosynthesis protein 1-like
Biological process (GO): Mo-molybdopterin cofactor biosynthetic process
Molecular function (GO): GTP 3',8'-cyclase activity; 4 iron, 4 sulfur cluster binding; metal ion binding
Source: RefSeq, a predicted model, not a curated record